Setaria italica (foxtail millet) is the source of this 2034-nucleotide messenger RNA. RefSeq names its product protein DETOXIFICATION 45, chloroplastic. The coding region runs from base 146 to 1873 and encodes 575 amino acids. Gene Ontology annotation, cellular component: membrane. NCBI's taxonomy places the organism in Eukaryota, Viridiplantae, Streptophyta, Magnoliopsida, Poales, Poaceae. Gene Ontology annotation, biological process: transmembrane transport. The record is from RefSeq and is a predicted model, not a curated record. The transcript is spliced from 14 exons. Gene Ontology annotation, molecular function: xenobiotic transmembrane transporter activity; antiporter activity.
GCCACCGUAGGAGCCAAAACGGCAGCGCCGAGCGCGCGGUCUCGUCGCCCCGCUCCGCUCGUCAUCCCCUCGAGUCGACUGCUCCGCCACCCCGCGCCGGUCCGAUCGCUCUGGUGCGCUCUAGUAUCAUCCGACGCCGCGGUCGAUGGAGUUUACCGCCAGGGCUCGGGUGGACCCGCGCCCGCCGGCCGCCGCCGGCUCCCUCCCCGUCCGCAAUCGGCGGGUGGGCGGCGGAGCGAUCGGGAUCGGCUGGCCCCGCCGCGCCGCGGCCCCGAAGCUCUCUCUGCCUCCCGCCGUCGCGAGACGAGCGGUCUCCGCGGCGGGAGGAGGCCACCUGCUUCCCAGGCGCGUCGUCGUUCGCUCAGCGGGCGGCGGCGAUGGCGGGUUCCGCGGCGAGGACGCCGAGGGCGACCGGCCGUCUCCGGCACGUGCGUCCCCGCCGGAUGCCGCGGAGGGUGCAGCUUCUGAACGAAAUUCAGUUGGGGAUCAUCCUGGAGGAAUUAGGAGAGAGCUCAUGAAUUUGGCUGUACCUGCUAUAGUUGGGCAAGCAAUCGAUCCUGUGGCACAGUUACUGGAGACUGCAUAUAUUGGUCGCCUAGGUCCUGUGGAGUUGGCUUCAGCUGCCGUUGGCGUGUCAGUAUUUAACAUCAUAUCAAAGCUCUUCAACAUACCCCUCCUAAGCAUCACAACUUCAUUCGUAGCUGAAGAUGUUUCAAAACAUGAUUCUUCACAGCCUGCUUCAGGAAAUAUAUCUAGCGAGAUUGGAGAAAGAAAGAGGCUGCCGUCCAUAUCUUCUGCUUUACUCCUGGCAGCUGCAAUUGGUGUCAUCGAAGCCUCGGCUUUGAUUCUGGGGUCUGGAAUACUCCUCAACAUUAUGGGUGUCUCCCAAGCAUCUUCUAUGCACAAUCCAGCAAGGUUAUUUCUUUCUGUAAGAGCACUUGGUGCUCCUGCUGUUGUAGUUUCUUUGGCUAUUCAAGGUGUAUUUCGUGGACUGAAAGAUACAAAAACACCUCUACUAUACAGUGGUUUGGGCAACAUCUCAGCUGUGGUUCUACUUCCCUUUUUUGUGUAUUCCCUGAAACUUGGAUUAACUGGAGCUGCACUUGCUACUAUUGCUUCACAAUAUCUUGGUAUGUUCCUACUUCUCUGGUCUUUAAGCAGAAGAGCAGUUCUACUGCCACCAAAAAUCGAAGACCUAGAGUUUGUUGGGUACAUCAAAUCUGGUGGCAUGCUGUUAGGGAGAACCCUUUCAGUUCUGAUAACAAUGACCCUUGGGACUGCAAUGGCUGCUAGGCAAGGUGCACUAGCUAUGGCCGCUCAUCAAAUAUGUCUGCAAGUAUGGCUGGCAGUAUCAUUACUUUCGGAUGCAUUGGCUGUUUCUGCACAGGCGUUGAUUGCAAGUUCGUUUGCUAAACUUGACUAUGAAAAGGUGAAGGAGGUCACAUCCUAUGUAUUAAAGACAGGAGUAAUUGUUGGUAUUGCUUUAGCAGUUCUUCUGUCUGCCUCUUUUGGUAGACUUGCAGAAGUAUUCUCAAAAGAUCCCAUGGUUAUACAAAUUGUGAGGAGUGGUGUUUUGUUUGUUAGUGCUAGCCAGCCAAUCAAUGCCCUAGCUUUUAUCUUCGAUGGACUUCAUUACGGCGUCUCAGACUUCUCAUACUCAGCUUUCUCCAUGAUGGUAGUCGGAGCACUGUCCUCUUUAUAUUUGUUGUACGCUCCACAAGUUUUUGGCCUUCCUGGUGUUUGGGCUGGCCUGGUUCUUUUCAUGAGUUUGCGUAUGACUGCUGGAUUUAUGAGAUUGGGAUGGAGAGCAGGACCAUGGUGGUUUUUGCACCAGAAAGAACCUAGAUACAAGUUACAUUCAAGAAAAUGUUGAUCACAGGAGCUGAUUAGCCUAAUGGCGAGAUUAGGAUGCAGAAGGGGACUUAUGAAAGGCGCAUUAUGAUUUCAAAAUAUAUUUACUUAGCAUUAUGUUGACUUCUGUGUAUGUUUCCAACCAUUAGGUAGUUUUGGAACUUACAGUUCAAGAGUAAAGGU